Symbiodinium natans is the source of this 1137-nucleotide messenger RNA. The record is from the annotation of a GenBank genome assembly. Lineage: Eukaryota; Dinophyceae; Suessiales; Symbiodiniaceae.
AUGAAGCUGCUUGCAGAAGCGGCUGCGGAGAUGACCUCCCGACUCAGACCGGUCCGAGAUGCAGCUGCCUGGCGCGUCGUGGACGCUGCGAAAGCCAUUGAGAAGGAGUUGAGCCAGGGGCAGAGUUCCAAAGAGGCUUGGAGCAUCAGUGAGCACGACGGGCUGCAACUCAUUCUCAAGGCGCUUUCCCCGACGUCAGCUCAUCAAGGAGGUGAUCCAGCUGCGGUCUUCUUGGACCUUGUGGAUCGGCUGAUGUCGCUGAUCCGGACGUUGCGCGAGACUUUUGACAAGGAUGACCUUGCCGCCAUCCUCGAUGACCUCCUCCGCGCCGUCGUAUCGCUUCGGGAGGACGUCAGCGUGUCUGAUUCUGCCGAGGGACUGGAGGAGUGCGUCCAGCAGUGGCAGCAGUUUGGGCAGGCUCUCAGUGCAGCAGACCGGCUAGAUGCCGCUGUGGCUGCAGCGCCCUCCCUCCGCAAGAACGCCAGCCUGCGUCAGCAGUUCGACCUCCUCCGGGGUUUGCACGUCUUCCUAAAGCGGCACGACCUCCGAGCCCACCUCCUCAACCAGGAGACCAGUGAGACUGGCCUGGGGUCGGCGGUGGACCAGGAGCCGGGCGAGUCGCGCGAGGUUUGCCACCCUCCGUCUCCCUCUCCAGUGUCCUCCUCGAGCUCGCCGCGCGGAGGCUACGCGCGGCGGCCGCGAUUUAAGGCCGAAGACACAGACACCGGCGGAUACUCCGGCUACUCCUCCUCCCCCAGCGCGGCGCCGGUCGCUCCCGGCUUCGAAGCAGCCGCGGUGGCGAUGAGCCCAGUCGUUCCACCGCUGCCACGGGAGGCUCUGGAGUCCAGUCGCCAGAGCCGCAGUGGCUCCUUCGCCCGGGCGCGGCCCGGCAGUGGGCGGCCCACUACGCCUUCGUGGCUAAAGCCGCCGUGGCAGCGGAGCGAUGUUCCAAGUUCCGCCACUUGGAACCGGCCGGAUACGCCCUCGACUGUGUGCGAUGACACCGAGGUUGCCAGUCUCCCUCGGUGGAAGGUCGUCGAUGGCCAGUACGUGCCGCUGAAGACAUCCAGCUCCGGCCGCUUCCUGCCGCCCCUGCAGCUGGCUGAGAAGGACCGCGCCUCGAAGCCGGUCCUUUAG